Homalodisca vitripennis (glassy-winged sharpshooter) is the source of this 683-nucleotide messenger RNA. RefSeq lists its product as uncharacterized. Bases 207 to 683 code for a protein of 158 amino acids. The record is from RefSeq and is a predicted model, not a curated record. NCBI's taxonomy places the organism in Eukaryota, Metazoa, Arthropoda, Insecta, Hemiptera, Cicadellidae. The transcript has 3 exons.
AUCGUUUUCCCCUUGACAAUUUAUAUUAAAAUACUUUCUAAAUAUUGUAACACUUAAUAUAUUCAUAGUAAAUCUUAAUAAAUAUUCUGUUUAUCCAGGUAUAUUUUUGUAAAUAAAUUAAAAUUUUAACAAUUACGUAGUGAACCUGUGGAUUUUAAAAGAACUAAUUAUUAUUUAAAAAAUUAAGUGAAAGUGAAGAACAAAAUAUGAACGUAGUGAGCGUAGUGUUGCUAUUGUUCGUGUGCCCUGGGGGAGUGUUGUUAGGGUGGGGGCAACAAAGGAACCAAUCAGGUGUGAGAAUAGGCACAGGUCAUAGGCAGGUGACGGCCACGGGACCCACGAACAUCAGGGGCGGUAGUGGCAUCAAGAUUGGGAGCGCCAACAAGAGUCAGAGGAAUUACACCAAGCCUACAACUCUUGCUCCUUUGGAGACCCCAACACCACCCCCGAACCCCCCACCCUACUCACACAAAGGGCUUCCAAUUCUGAAUGUGGGACUUGUAGUGCCGCUCAAAUCGUUCGGUCUCCGGGAGUACAACCGCGCGGUCAGCACUGCGGUUACGUUCCUGAACCGCACGGGUUCCAGGACUCGCCAGCUUAGUGUUUUCCAGCGUCAUCAGGUUCAGUUUCACAUGGUCAUGAACUCACUCACACCAACACCCACAGAUGUCAAAUUGCAUUAA